UAAUUCUAGAGAGAAAAAACACAACCGAAAGGGAAGAGGACAAAGGGUCAAAGGUCAUCCUCCUAGCAACACCAGUGUGACACUUUGCACGACUUCUCGUACUUUUCCUGACGUUUUCUUCGUCAUGAUUGACAACAGGAGGGUCAGGUAGACACAACUGAGAUGUCGCAGGUCCAGUUCGCCAUGGUGCCCAGCCCCCCAAAGGGCCCCUCCCCCUCGGGCUCCAAAGCCCCCACCCCCCUGGGGGAGGAACACGCCUCCCCCACCCUCCAUGCACUCACCAUGGCCAAGAGCUUCGUGCGCAGAUGGAGACGAAACCACGAACAGCAGGUGAUGGGGAGGAUCCAGGGAAUGAGGGAAGAAAAGAAGCGCAGGCUGGAGGAGUCCCGAGAGGAGGCCCAGCGACUGGCCAGCAAAGUCCCGAUCGACAUCCUGACAAAAGACUGGCUGAACGAUGACAAGGUGACGAUCGACGUGCGCUGCUACAUGGUGGACAAACUCCUCCCCACCCUGAUCCUGGGGGUGGAGAAACUUCUCCGGGAGGUGGAGCGCCGCGGGCUCGAGCACACGGAGGGUGUGACGCGGGACUUCAACCCCAUCAACUACCUGGCCCAGUACCUCAUGAGGAACAACCCGCGGUACAGCAACUUUGCCGAGGCCUCGCCGUACUUCCGAGGCAUGCAGGAGGUCUCGGAACAGCUGAAGAGGGAGGUCAUGUCCUAUCAGGACACAAGGCUUGCGCGUGUGAAGGCCGAGGCCCGGCAGAAGCGGGAGGAGCGAGAGAUGUCGGAGCGGCUGAGACAGCUGGAGUCCACGCGGCGCGUCGAGAGCCUGAAGGCUCAGUUCCACCACUGGAUACGCGACGAGGACGGGAACGUGCAGCUCUCAUUGGUUCAAAGUGCACUGAGAUCCUUUAAGGAGAUUGUCGCCCAUCUUCCGGAGGACAUACAGGCAGUGUCUGCCUUCAGUAAGGAGCUGGAGCCCACAGAUGAGACAGGGAAGGGGCUGGGCCAGGAGGCCUUCAUUAACGUGAGUCACUGGCCGAUUAUUGAGCUGGAUGAGAUGGACGAUGCCCUGAGCCUGAGCGAGGACGAACUUGACCUUCAAGUGUCGGAGAUGACGGAAGCAACGUCCGUUUCCCAGGGUACAUCAGUCGCACCACAGGUUUCUGAUGAAGGAGAAAAGAAAGACCCGGAGAAGGAGACUCCAGCCAUCGCUGAGGUGGCAGAAGGAGAAGAAACAGCUGAGAAGGAGGGGAAAGUACCAGAGGCAGCAGUGGAGAAGGGAGAGAAGGAAGGAGAGAAGGAAGGUGGAGAAAAGGAAGGGGAAAAGGAAACUGAGGAAAAGGCAGCAGAAGAGGAACCAAAAGGAGAAGAGACAGCAGAAAAGAAGGAAAAAGAUGGACAAAAGGAGGGAGAGGUACAGGAGGAGAAAGCAGAAGAGGAGAAAACUGAAGGUGAUGCCAAGGAGGAAGGAAAGAUUGAAGAAAGCAAGACUGAAGAAAGUAAGACUGAAGAAGAGAAGGCUGCUGCACCUAUGGAGGAGGUGAAGGAGGAGCCUGCUGAGGAGGCAGGUCAGGAGGAUGCUGCUGACAAACCUGAGGAGAAACCAGAGGAACAGCAGGAGCAGGUAACCACGGCAACAGAUGAGAAAAAGAAAGAGGAGGCAGCUGAAGAGAAAAAUGCAGAGAAAAAGGAGGAGGGUAUGUCCGAGGAGCAGCAGAAGGAGGCAUCAGAAGAAGCUGAGACGUCUCAGCCUGAGAAGGAGGUGUCACAAGACAUUCCGGAGACGGAGGGACCUAAGGAGCCUGCAGAAGUUACAGCAGCAGCAGAAGCUAGAACAGAAGCAACGGAAACAAAGAGGGAAGGAGAGGAAGAAACUACAGUAACAGUAACUACGGAGUCAGAGAAACCAGAGGUUAAGGAACCAGAAACAGCUGUCAGGGAUGAAGCGACUGAGUCUCCUACCAAGACCCGGACCGGCAGAGUCAGCGUGACCUUCUCAUCAGAACCACCUCAGAUGCUGGGCAAUGACCUGCUCCCACCCAUGACCCCUGACCUGAACCGCAGCAGUUCCCAGAUGACGCAGAUGACCGGUACGAGUGUGUUUGACGAGAAUUCCCUGAACCUGAACCAGUUCGUGCAGCUGGUGGAGACGUUUCUGGGCGACCACCCGUACCACGAGGCGGUGGACCGGCUGGUCGGCUACAUCCAGUCUGGGUACGUGGAGACGGAGGAGGAGAAGAUGUCACGGCUCGCAAAGGCACGGAGAGACGCGAUCUCGGCGCGGCACAAGUACCUCCUGGACCAGCUGUUUGAGAAGUGGGACAACGAUGGGUCGGGUUUCCUGGAUCUGGAGGAGGUGCAGACCAUCCUGCUGAAAUAUAAGGAGGGGAUGGAGGCGGCGAUCAUCAAGAAAGCGAGAGCCAGUCUGAAGAAGAAGUACCGUCUCCAUGACAACCGGAUGAACCGGCGCGAGUUCCGCACGUUUAUCGAGGACGUGGUGCACCAGUUGCCGGGAGACGAUAACGAAUGCUUCGAGGCUGUGAUGGAAUAUCUGCGUGCCAGCGUGGAGAGAUCGUACACAGAGCGUAUCCGUGGUGACGCCAGGAAGAAGUGGCUCCAGCUGAUAAAGAUCGCAGCGGAAACGGGCGGGGCCAGCAUGGAUCCUGUCUACAGGGCCGUCUUUAACGCACUCUAUAAGGAUCAGGAGGCGCACGGUGGGAAUAAGAAGAUCAGCGCAUACAUCGCCAUGUUGGAGCGUAACGAUCUCCAGCCGUCGCGGGGAGAGACGUUGCUGCGAUACGUGGCCGUGACCCCGGACGAUGCGCCCCUCAUGCUGGGCAAGGCCAUGUACAAGGACAUGAAGGGCAUCAGUUUUGCGUCAGUUGAGAGCGGGAAGCCGAUCCACGUGCCCCGAGUCAUGAUGCACGGCAACAUCCACCUCUGGAACCCUGAUCGCAAGGACCAGGAGGUGGAUGGCUCGUUCAUGGUAGUCCCGCUGAAGGACCACCGGAAGAGGGUGUUCGGGAUGCUGGGGAUCGACACGAUGGCCGACCCGCACGACAGGAGCAUCUUCGUCACUCAUGAGAUCAGCUUCUUCCAGGGUAUUGCGAAGGCGUUCAGCGUGGCGUUCCACUACAUUGACAUCCGGCGGAAGAUCCUUCGUAUUGCAGAGAGCGCUGUCCACUGGAUCCACCGGCGCAGCGUCAAUGUGAAACAGAUAGACGUCUACAUGGUGGAGCCGGGGGCAAAGGAGCACGACUUUGUCCUGCGUAAGAUGAUGACGACCGACAAGAGCGGGAACUCCAAACUGUACGAGGAUCCGCAGAGGCUGGAGAGGAAGGACAACCUGUUCAGAGACUACCUGUUCAAGAGCGUGACCAACUCUGAGACGGUGACGGCCGACGCGUACGGCGAGCGCCACACGGCGUUCCCUCUCCGUGACAACGACGGGCGGGCGGUGGCUGUGGUGGACAUCAGUAUCGGGGAGCUGCGGGAGCUUCCCCACGCCGAGCAGCGGGAGGUCACGAGGAUGCUGAAGAUUCUCCAAUCUGCUCACAAGGAGGUGGAGAAGGAGUCAGCCGGCGCGGAGAAGAAGAGAGUCUUGGGAUCUGACCCGGAGACCAUCCUCACACAUCUCAGCGACAUCCCUCAUGGAGCUGUAUCGAAGCACGGAUCGGUCCCAGCACAGUACCUGUACAACUGGGCAUUUGUGGUAAUCUCUCUGGUGGAACACACAUCCAAGUCUCAGGACGCCGGCCGGCCACAGGCCUUCUCUCCGCCACCGGGCAGCUCCGCCAGUACCGACACCAACGCUACAAUAGACGCAGCGCUAAAGGCAGAGUAACCGAAACUUGUGCAGCUGUUUAUUUAAGCCCUAAACAUCUUUA
This is a messenger RNA of Branchiostoma floridae (Florida lancelet), 3892 nucleotides long. Its product is annotated as EF-hand calcium-binding domain-containing protein 5-like. The transcript is spliced from 22 exons. Lineage: Eukaryota; Metazoa; Chordata; Leptocardii; Amphioxiformes; Branchiostomatidae. Gene Ontology annotation, molecular function: calcium ion binding. The record is from RefSeq and is a predicted model, not a curated record. Bases 163 to 3849 code for a protein of 1228 amino acids.